Messenger RNA from Suillus fuscotomentosus, 648 nucleotides. RefSeq lists its product as uncharacterized. NCBI's taxonomy places the organism in Eukaryota, Fungi, Basidiomycota, Agaricomycetes, Boletales, Suillaceae. Bases 1 to 648 code for a protein of 215 amino acids. The record is from RefSeq and is a predicted model, not a curated record. The transcript is spliced from 2 exons.
AUGCCUCGUCUUCCGAGCGACCCGAAUUUGAGUUUUUGUCCUAAUUAUGCAGAUGACGCCUUCAUUAACACGAGGCUUCAACUAACCAAUGAGAAUAUCACUGAAGCUCAGGCUAUUGUAAUACUCAGGAACAUAUGGCAAGCGGAGAACGAUGCCACAAAGCUUCAAUGGCAAGAACAGCUAAACGAAGACAGAGACAGACUCAAGAACGAGGAGCAAGAAAGGCAGGAGCAAGAGACCCAUGACAAGGAGGAAGCAGCGCGGAAAGAAGAUAGGAAAAAGAACAAGCAUAAAUACACUGCGGUUCCAAAUCUUGACGUCCCUCUGAAGGCCACAAUCCUUCCAUCUUCCUAUGCUUUAUGCAAACUCGACAAGGGCGAGUACAUUGAGCUAUGGUACUUUACCAACGACGGUCUUGACGAUGCGAAACUCAAGAGUUCUGUCGAUGAAGACGCCAUGAUCAUGGCCACUGUUACAAGUAACAUCGGCUACAUGGCCCCCCUAUCAUUUUUCCCCUUUGUCCUUGCCCUCGUAUGCCUCCAGCUCGUACUUCUCUACCGACUAUCCGUUGACCGGAUCCUCGGGACCAUUCCCGUCCCUCAUCCCCCUCCUAUCGCACCAACGUGCGCACGUGCCUUCAGGCUAUGA